Molecule: messenger RNA, 717 nt
Organism: Kuraishia capsulata CBS 1993
Lineage: Eukaryota; Fungi; Ascomycota; Pichiomycetes; Pichiales; Pichiaceae
Exons: 1
Coding region: 1-717 (238 amino acids)
Molecular function (GO): acireductone synthase activity; magnesium ion binding
Source: RefSeq, a predicted model, not a curated record
AUGACAGAAAUUCAAAACUAUUUGCUAGACAUAGAGGGAACGGUCUGUCCAAUUACUUUUGUGAAAGACGAGUUAUUUCCGUUUUUUCUUAAAGCACUCCCUUCUCUAUUGAGCAAAUACCAAUACCCACUCCAACACAACGACUCAGAUGCUGCUCUUCAAACUCUGUCGAAGUUUCCAGAAGACUUGACAGAAUCUUACGAUAAAAUUCUUGCCCAUCUCAAUGACUUGGUUGCAAGGGACAUCAAGGACCCUCUAUUGAAGCAACUGCAAGGAUUGGUCUGGCAGGCAGGAUAUGACAGUGGAGAGAUCAAGUGUCCUGUGUACGAAGAUGCCAUAAUUGCGAUCAACAGAUGGACUUCCGAAGGAAAGAAAGUGUUUAUCUAUUCAUCAGGAUCUGUCAAAGCGCAAAAACUUUUGUUUGGCCAUACUUUGGAGAACGGAAAAAGCGUUGAUCUGAACCCAUUAAUCUCUGGAUACUUCGACACUCUUAAUGCGGGUAUGAAGAAUGAGACAACCAGUUAUACAAAGAUCCUGGAAGAAACAGGACUUACGGCUGAAAACGUUCUCUUUCUGAGCGACAAUGUCAAUGAAGUGAGAGCGGCUUUCGAUUCUGGCAUGCACUCGAUAAUAGUGUGCAGACCUGGGAAUGCUGAGUUGAGCGAGGAUGAUAGGAAUAAAUUCAAGUCAAUUGAUGAUUUCAGCGGUUUGGUAUGA